CCCUAGCCGCAUCGACAGGUCCAACUCGAAGCCCGUCGCCACGCACGCGCUCGAGGGUCUCAAGUUCAUCAGCGGCACUAACGGCUCCGCCGAGUGGACCGCCGCCGAGGGGAUCUUCGACAAAAAAGCCAGGAAUGGGCGCCUUCCCCGCUCCAAGUUCGGCAAGUGCAUCGGUAUGAAAGAGGCCGCGUUCGCCGGCGAGUUGUUCGACGCGCUGGCAAGGCGGCGGAACAUCACCGGAGAGAGCAUCAACAAGUCGGAGCUGCGUGAGUUCUGGGAUCAAAUUUCAGACACCAGCUUCGACAGCCGCCUGCAGACCUUCCUCGACAUGGUGGACAAGAACGACGACGGGAGGAUCAGCGAGGACGAGGCCAAACAGAUCAUCACGUUGAGCGUAUCGGCGAACAAGCUAACGAUGGCCCCGCGACAGUGCGAGGAGUAUGCACGUCUCAUCAUGGAGGCGUUGGACCCCAACGAAUUCGGCUACAUCGAGCUGCACAACCUGAAGAUGCUGCUUCUGGAGGCGCCGAGCGAGUCGACAACCAACAGCCACAAGCUCAGCAAGCUGCUGAGCCAGCGUCUCCGCCCGACGACGGAUCCCAGCCCCAUCCGGCGGUGGUACAAGCGUGCCAAGUGCUCCCUGGAGGACAACUGGCGUCGCUGCUGGGUGAUGCUCCUGUGGCUCUCCAUCUGCGUGGGCCUCUUCGCCUGGAAGUUCAUGCAAUACCGCCACCACGCCGUGUUCGGGGUGAUGGGCUACUGCGUGUGUGUGGCCAAGGGCGGGGCCGAGACGCUCAAGUUCAACAUGGCGCUCACGCUCCUCCCCGUGUGCCGCAACACCAUCACUUGGCUCCGGAGCCACACCACUGCGGGACGAAUCGUGCCCUUCAACGACAACCUCAAGUUCCACAUGGCGAUCGCGGUUGGGAUCACCGUCGGCGCCGGGCUACACAUCAUCUCCCACCUGGCAUGCGACUUCCCGCGGCUGCUGCACGCCAUGGACGACGAGUACGAGCCCAUGAAGCCAUUCUUCGGGGACGCCAAGCCGCCCAACUACUGGUGGUUCGUGAGGGAGACAGAGGGGUGGACGGGGCUAGUGAUGCUCGCGCUCAUGGCCGUCGCCUUUACGUUCGCCAGGGCAUCGCUCCGCAAGGGGAAGCUCCGCCUUCCCAAGCUCAAGAAGCUCGAGAGCCUCGACAGCAACCCCGAGCCUAGGGAGCUCACCCGCUUCGCCGGGCUCGUCAACGCCUCGUGCAGCCGCCUCACUUGGUUGGUCAACGCCUUGCUCAACCGCUUCACUGGGUACAACGUCUUCUGGUACACACACCACCUCUUCCUCGUCGUCUACGCACUGCUUCUUGUCCAUGGACACUUUCUCUACCUCAACAAGAAGUGGCAAAAGAAGUCGACGUGGAUGUACCUGGCGGUGCCGAUGACCGUGUACGCAUGCGAGCGGCUGACGAGGACGCUGCGGUCGAGCGUGAGGUCGGUGAAGAAAGUCAGGGUGGCCGUGCAUCCGCACCCGGCGACCCUUCUGUCGCUGCACUUGUCCAAGCCGCAGGGGUUCAGGUACAAGAGCGGGCAGUACGUCUACGUCAAGUGCCUCGACGUCUCGCCAUUCCAGUGGCACCCGUUCUCCAUCACGUCGGCGCCAGGGGAUGACUACGUCAGCGUCCACAUCAAAACGCUCGGUGACUGGACCAACCAGCUCAGGAACGCCUUCUUAAAGGUUUGCCCAACACCGACAGAGGGGACGACCGAGAUUCUUCGGGCGGAGUACAACCGCGACGAGGCCAUGUCCAACCCGAGCCUCCCGAAGGUGCUGAUCGACGGGCCGUACGGGGCGCCGGCGCAGGAUUACAAGGAGUACGACAUCGUGCUACUGGUGGGACUCGGAAUCGGUGCAACGCCCAUGAUCUCGAUCAUCAAGGACAUCAUCACCAACGCGAGGCGGCUCGACGGGGACGUUGAGUCCGGCAACGGCAACGGCGGCGGGGGGGGCCCGUUCCGGACCCGCCGGGCCUACUUCUACUGGGUCACCCGUGAGCAGGGCUCCUUGGAGUGGUUCCGCCGGGUCAUGGACGAGGUGGACGAGGCCGACGAGAAGCGCAUCAUCGAGCUCCACAACCACUGCACCAGCGUCUACGAGAAGGGCGACGCCCGGUCGGCGCUCAUCGCCAUGCUCCAGUCCCUCCACUACGCCAAGAAUGGCGUCGACGUCGUCUCCGGCAGCCGCGUCAUGACCCACUUCGGCCGGCCAAACUGGGCCCAAGUCUACCAACGCAUCGCCGACGAGAACAAGCAAAAACGCGUCGGAGUGUUCUAUUGUGGCGAGCCGGUGCUCACGAACAAGCUGCGCGGGCUCGCAAAGGAUUUCUCAAGUAAAUCAAGCACAAAAUUCGUGUUCCACAGCGAGAAUUUCUAGUUUUGUAAGCCAUCCAGCCAGAAGAGGUUUAUCCUUUUGCGGAACCGUGUUAAUUUAGCUCCUAGAUUAACACUGUGGCUUCUCUUACUGUGCCCUCCAUCCAACAUCGUGUGCAUUUCUGCACCAUUGUGAACAAACUAAACUGACCACUGGACGAAUACAUUAUUAAAGGACA
Triticum urartu is the source of this 2600-nucleotide messenger RNA. NCBI's taxonomy places the organism in Eukaryota, Viridiplantae, Streptophyta, Magnoliopsida, Poales, Poaceae. The record is from RefSeq and is a predicted model, not a curated record.